Messenger RNA from Bactrocera tryoni, 1615 nucleotides. Its product is annotated as serine/arginine-rich splicing factor 1A-like. The record is from RefSeq and is a predicted model, not a curated record. Gene Ontology annotation, cellular component: ribonucleoprotein complex; cytoplasm; nucleus. Lineage: Eukaryota; Metazoa; Arthropoda; Insecta; Diptera; Tephritidae. Bases 136 to 864 code for a protein of 242 amino acids. Gene Ontology annotation, molecular function: mRNA binding. The transcript is spliced from 3 exons.
UGCAGAUAUACGCCAUUCUUUGGAAACUACCUGAAUAAAACCAAAGCAUUAUCGCGUGUCUGGAAAAUUACAAGCAAAUAUUUUUAUUUGAAAAAAAAAACUAAGGAGGGCAAACUUCAAUAAAACACUCUUAGAAUGUCUCGUACUGAAAGUCGGAUUUAUAUUGGGAACUUGCCUCCAGAUAUUCGUACAAAGGAUAUUCAGGAUUUGUUUCAUAAAUUUGGUAAAGUAACAUUUGUCGACUUAAAAAACAGGCGUGGUCCGCCAUUUGCAUUUGUGGAGUUUGAAGAUGCUCGAGAUGCGGAAGAUGCAGUGAAAGCUCGAGAUGGUUAUGACUAUGAUGGAUACAGAUUGCGUGUAGAGUUUCCUCGAGGAGGUGGACCAGGCAGUUUCCGUGGUAAUCGUAAUGACCGUAAUCGCAAUGAUGGUGGUCGUGGUGGUGGAGGUGGAGGCGGUGGCGGCCGUGGGCCACCUACUAAGCGUUCACAAUAUCGCGUCAUGGUAACUGGUUUACCAUCUUCUGGCUCAUGGCAAGAUUUAAAAGAUCAUAUGAGAGAAGCGGGUGAUGUGUGUUUUGCUGAUGCGUAUAAGGAUGGAACAGGUGUCGUUGAAUUUUUGCGGCAUGAAGAUAUGAAAUAUGCUAUAAAAAAAUUGGAUGACUCUCGCUUUAGAUCUCACGAGGGAGAAGUCUCAUACAUACGAGUACGUGAAGACUCCGGUGAAGGCGAUCGUGGCGGUCGUGGGCCACGAGGUGACCGUUCCCGCUCUUUUUCACCACGUGGUCGUCGCCGUGGAUCACCAACUUAUUCACCUGUCCGACGUUCGUACUCCAGAUCAAGAUCUCGCUCCCGCUCGAACUUGUAAGCAGCACUAUAAAGUAAAUAACUCGGAAUACGAUACCAUUCAUCGAAUAAACGUAUGGUUUGUCAUAAGUAUACUUUUUGAAAAAUGAAUGUUUCCGCAUACAUAAGCUUUCUUAUCAUGGAGGUUACAUAUUUUAAGGCAAGCAUGACUUGAUAAAAAACAUUCUAUUUUAAAUAUUUUAACAUUUAUAAUAUUACUUUUUAAAUUUCUAAACCGAAUUCAGUAAAUUCUUUUGAAUAUUAAUUGCAUCUACUUUGAAUGAAAGUAAUUUAACGGUAUCGAAGAAGAUGCAACCUAUUGUAAUUUUCCAUACAAACAAAACAAAAACUGAAGAAAAUUUAAUAAAAAAGCAAAGUAAUAUCUGUACUAAUGAAAUAUUAUAAUUUUCUCCCCUCUAUUCACGUUUAUUGGAAUGGAUGGAAUGGAAUGGAGUUUUGGGAUUAUUAAUGAUUUGGAUGGAAUCAGGAUUUAAUGGAUUUUUUGGAUUAUAAAUGGACAUUUUAAAAGGAUUACGUGUGAAAUAUAUAGGAAAGGACUUGUAAUUGUAAAUGGCUUUACGGACAAAAUCAUAUUAAGUGGGGAGUGGUGGACAUAAAAAAUGGAUAGGACACUUAAAGUCAGACGUACAAGUAAAAAAAAAUUCCUGACAGGCGAACUUCUUUACUAUACUUUAAUCAAGCAUAUUUGUAUUUGAUCUGCAUCGCAUUUUUAAUUUAUUGUUUGGAGGAAACUUUUGUUCGAGUAAAACAAA